Podarcis raffonei (Aeolian wall lizard) is the source of this 10967-nucleotide messenger RNA. It is a transcript of the gene ABCA2, whose product is annotated as ATP binding cassette subfamily A member 2. Gene Ontology annotation, biological process: lipid transport; transmembrane transport. Lineage: Eukaryota; Metazoa; Chordata; Lepidosauria; Squamata; Lacertidae. Gene Ontology annotation, cellular component: intracellular membrane-bounded organelle; membrane. The transcript is spliced from 50 exons. Gene Ontology annotation, molecular function: ABC-type transporter activity; lipid carrier activity; ATP hydrolysis activity. The coding region runs from base 324 to 7841 and encodes 2505 amino acids. The record is from RefSeq and is a predicted model, not a curated record.
CCGGGGCCUGGCGCUGGGAUAGGGGCGGGCUAAGAGGCUUGCAAUGCAGCAGCAGCAGCAGCAGCAGCAGCAGAAAACCGGAGACUGGCAGGCACAGGCAGGCAGAUGUGUGCUCGGAGACAAAGCCGAAAGCUCGCCAGGCCGCCGCUAUCGCCGCUGAAUCAAAAGCCGGCUUUUAUUUCAAUUUCGGGCGGGGGGAGCCGGGGAGCGUCGGCUCAGAAGACCUCUCGGUAGGCCGGGCUGUGCCCCCAACUUCUCUCCCCACCGAUUUGCCUCCGCCGCCCGCAAUGCUUUGCAGCUGAUGCCUCGCCGGAGCAGCCAAGAUGGGGUUUUUGCACCAGUUGUAUCUCUUGCUAUGGAAGAAUGUUACCCUCAAGCGACGGAGUCCGUGGGUGCUGGCUUUCGAGAUCUUCAUCCCUUUGGUCCUCUUCUUCAUUCUGCUGGGGCUACGACAGAAGAAACCCACCAUCCCUGUGAAAGAAGCAUACUACACAGCAGCCCCUCUCACCUCUGCUGGGAUCUUGCCAGUGAUGCAAUCCCUGUGUCCCGAUGGACAACGAGAUGAAUUUGGCUUCUUGCAAUAUUCCAACUCCACAGUAACGCAGUUGCUGGAGCGGCUCAACGAAGUGGUGGAGAAGAGUAACCUGUUUGAUCCAGAUCAUGCUGGCCUGGAGGAGGAGCUGGAGUCCUUACGGCGCCACCUGGAGUCUCUCAGCAGCAGUGAACCCAACACCAUGGAGACUCAUUUCAGCAACCGGGCAGCCCCCGGCUUCACGCUGGACUCGACUGCCAAGGACAAGCUGGAGUUCCAGCGGUUCCUCAUGCAGAACCUUUCUCUAUCCAACGAGACUGCUGAGCUGUUGGCAGGGUCCAAAAUUAACCUCAAAGAGGUUUACCGACUGUUUUUUGGCACCUCUCCGGUCUCCGCAGAGGGUUUCCAUGAGCCAUGGGACCAAUUCAGCACAGCUGAGAAGCUUCUUCACUUGGAGGAAAGUCUUCUCGGCAGCUGGAGGACCGUGGAAGAUGGGCUGGUCCGCCAGGCCUUGCGCCAUCCUCAGAAGGGCUCCCACAAGCAGGCCUUCCUGCACCUCCUUUCUCACGCCUUGGGCCUUGCUAGCCCUACCACAGAGUCUUCCAGUACCUACAGCCCCCAAACCUUUGUAAAGGACAUGGAGAGCAUCCUUUUCACGGCAGCUGUGCUGGAGAGCCUCACCUGCCAGCAGAACCAGGAUGAGCUGAGGCGCAUCCUGAUUGUUCCAGAGAGCCGGCUCCCCCUUCUGCGAGCAUACCAAGCCACCGUCUGCAAUAAGAGCACCAGCCUGCGCAAGGAGUAUUUUGGACAGCUGGCUGCCGAGUUGAAGGAGCAGCUGGAUGCUCACAAGAUCAUCAGCCAGUUGAAACUUGACGAGGUGAACAGCACGGCAGCCAGGAACCGUCUCCACACUGUGCUGGAGGACCUGAUGGAGAUGGAGAACGUCUUGAAGGACGUGGACAUCCUCUCGGCGCUUGCCAAGCUCCUCCCCAAGGGGGCCUGCACCUCCAAAGCACCCACCACCACCUCCAACAGCACCAGCUCCACCGGGAACUUCACCUCCAGCACCAAUUCCAGCGCUGAGGAGGGCAAGGGGGAGAGUGAGGCACCCACAGAGAACCCCCAAGGGCAGUGCUCGGCCUUCGUCCAGCUCUGGGCCGGCCUGCAGCCCAUCCUCUGCGGCAACAACCGGACCAUUGAGCCAGAGGCCCUGAAACAGGGCAACAUGAGCUCUCUGGGAUUCACCAGCAAAGAGCAGCGGAAUCUGGGCCUUCUCGUUCACCUCAUGACCAGCAACCCCAAGAUCCUCUACGCUCCCGUGGGCACAGAAGUGGACAAGGUCAUUCUGAAGGCCAACGAGACCUUUGCCUUCGUCGGGAACGUGACUCACUAUGCCCAAGUGUGGAUGAACAUGUCGGCGGAGAUCCGCAGUUUCCUGGAAGAGGGCAGGUUGCAGCAACGGAUUAGCAGGCUGCAGCAGAUCGCUGCAGAUCUUCGCAAGCACCCCGAAAUCCUGAACGUGUCAGAUGGUGACCUGCUUCACAACUUCUUGGACAGUAACUUUUCUUUGCCCAACGCCAGUGUGCUCCUGCAGCAGCUGGACACCAUUGACAAUGCAGCCUGUGGCUGGAUUCAGUUCAUGUCCAAGGUCAGCGUGGACAUCUUUAAGGGCUUUCCAGAUGAGGAGAGCAUUGUCAACUACACUCUCAAUCAAGCCUACCAAGACAACGUCACUGUUUUUGCCAGUGUGAUCUUCCAAACAAACAAAGAUGGCACUCUCCCUCCUCACGUCAUGUACAAGAUCCGGCAAAAUUCCAGCUUCACAGAAAAGACAAAUGAGAUCCGCCGUGCGUAUUGGCGGCCUGGGCCAAACACCGGGGGCCGUUUCUACUUCCUUUACGGCUUUGUCUGGAUCCAGGAUAUGAUGGAACGAGCCAUCAUCAACACCUUCGUGGGCCACGAUGUGGUUGAACCCGGAAACUACGUGCAGAUGUUUCCAUACCCGUGCUACACCCGCGAUGACUUUCUGUUCGUCAUUGAGCACAUGAUGCCCCUCUGCAUGGUCAUCUCCUGGGUAUACUCAGUGGCAAUGAUGAUUCAGCAUAUUGUGGCAGAGAAGGAGCACCGCUUGAAAGAGGUGAUGAAAAUGAUGGGGCUGAACAACGCGGUGCAUUGGGUGGCCUGGUUUAUCACAGGGUUUGUCCAGCUUUCCAUCUCAGUCACAGCGCUGACUGCCAUUCUAAAGUACGGGAAGGUUCUGAUGCACAGUGACGUCUUCAUAAUUUGGCUCUUCCUUGCCAUCUAUGCUGUGGCCACCAUCAUGUUCUGCUUCCUGGUGUCAGUGCUGUAUUCCAAAGCCAAGCUGGCUUCGGCCUGUGGCGGCAUCAUCUACUUUCUCAGCUACGUCCCUUACAUGUACGUCGCCAUCCGGGAAGAGGUGGCGCAUGACAAGAUUACCGCAUUUGAGAAGUGCAUUGCUUCUCUGAUGUCCACCACUGCCUUUGGUCUGGGCUCUAAGUACUUCGCCCUCUACGAGGUGGCAGGUGUGGGCAUCCAGUGGCACACCUUCAGCCAGUCGCCCGUGGAGGGGGAUGACUUCAACCUGCUCCUUUCCAUGAUGAUGUUGAUCAUUGACGCCGUAGUCUACGGGGUGCUGACAUGGUAUAUUGAGGCUGUACACCCAGGAAUGUAUGGACUUCCCAGGCCCUGGUACUUCCCCUUUCAGAAAUCCUACUGGUUGGGAAAUGGGCGCACAGAGACAUGGGAGUGGACAUGGCCCUGGUCACGAACCACCCGCCUGAGCAUCAUGGAGGAAGACCAAGCUUGUGCCAUGGAGAACAGAAGGCUGGAUGAGACUCGUGGGAUUGAGGAGGAGCCGACCCACCUUCCACUGGUGGUUUGUGUGGACAAACUGACCAAGAUCUACAAGACAGACAAGAAGUUGGCUUUGAACAAGCUGAGCCUCUACCUCUACGAGAACCAGGUGGUCUCUUUCCUGGGCCACAACGGAGCUGGCAAGACCACAACCAUGUCCAUCCUGACAGGCCUCUUCCCUCCAACCUCUGGCUCGGCUACCAUUUAUGGCCACGACAUCCGGACGGAGAUGGAUGAGAUCCGGAAGAACCUGGGCAUGUGCCCGCAGCACAACGUGCUUUUUGACAAGCUGACUGUGGAGGAGCACCUGUGGUUCUACUCGCAGCUCAAAGGCAUGGCAGAAGAGGAGAUACGCAAGGAGAUGGACAAGAUGAUUGAAGACCUGGAGCUGACCCACAAGUGCCACUCCCUGGUGCAGACGCUGUCAGGAGGGAUGAAGAGGAAGCUGUCGGUGGCCAUCGCCUUUGUCGGAGGGUCCCGGGCUGUCAUCUUGGACGAGCCCACUGCUGGCGUGGACCCCUAUGCACGGAGAGCUAUUUGGGACCUCAUCCUCAAAUACAAACAAGGAAGGACUAUCCUCCUGUCCACGCACCACAUGGAUGAGGCUGACCUCCUGGGUGACCGCAUCGCCAUCAUCUCUCAUGGGAAGCUGAAGUGCUGCGGGUCCCCCCUCUUUCUGAAGAGCACCUAUGGUGACGGGUACAAGCUUACCGUCGUUAAGAAGCAGUCGGACGCCCGAGCCAAUGCUGAGUCUGGGCAGACCCACAGCUCUCCCUGCCAGUCUUCUAUCAGCCCUUGCUCCGAAGCACGAGUCACACAGUUCAUCAAGAAGUAUGUUGCUUCCUGCCUCCUCAUCUCUAACACCAACACAGAGCUCUCCUACAUCCUCCCCAGUGAAGCAGUCAAGAAGGGCUGUUUCGAAAGGCUCUUCCAGCACCUGGAGCACAGUUUGGAUGACCUAGACCUGACCAGUUUUGGCCUGAUGGACACUACCCUGGAAGAGGUUUUCCUCAAGGUCUCAGAGGAAGACCAGUCUCUGGAGAACAGUGAUGUCGAUGUCAAAGAGUCCCAAAAGGACAGCUUCCCUCUGCCCGACUCCCAACUGGGCCCCAAGGCUGAGGCUAACGGGGAACUCCUCCUAGGGGCAGAGACUCUGGAGAAGCCGGAGGCAGACCAGGGGAACCUGCGGGCCUGCUCCCAGCUCACCCAGUCUCAGACGUCACUGCAGUCGUCGUCCUCAGCCGGCUCUGUGAGAGGCGAUGAAGGUGGGGCUUAUUCGGAGUUCUAUGGGGAUUACUCUCCGUUGUUUGAUAACCCGCAAGACCCUGAUAACGCCAGUCUGCAAGACCCAGAGGCAGACCUGGAUGAACAUGCGCUGGUGGGGCAGGGAAGCCUCAAACUGGAGGGCUCUUGGCUCAAGCUGCGCCAAUUCCACGGGCUCAUCGUCAAGCGGUUCCACUGUGCCAAGCGGAACACCAAGGCACUCUUCUCCCAGAUCCUGCUGCCUGCGUUCUUCGUCUGUGUAGCCAUGACAGUGGCGCUCUCCGUGCCCGAGAUAGGAGACCUACCUCCUCUCAUCCUCUCGCCGUCCCAGUACCACAACUACACCCAACCCAAAGGCAACUUCAUCCCAUAUGCCAACGAGGAACGGCGCGAAUACCGGUUCAAGCAGUCAGCGGAUGCGAAGCCCCAGCAGUUGGUUGAGACCUUCUACCGUCCCUCGGGGGUGGGGGCAACCUGUGUGCUCAAGACGGCUUUCAACAGCACAUUGGACCAGCUGGUGCAGUCCCUGAACCUCAACAGCAAUGAGUCGAAGAUGCUGGCAGCAAAGUACUUUGAUGCUAUGUGCGUGGAUUCCUUCACCCAGGGCCUGCCCCUCUCCAAUUUUGUGCCGCCCCCUCCGUCACCUGCCCCUUCCGACUACCCCUUCUCCCUGGACGAGGACUUGCUGAGAGCCUGGAACUCCACCACUUACCCCUCCACUGUCAGAGAGACGGUCACUUCUGCCCCAUCACUGGCCAGCAUCAUCCAUGAGCCCAUCAAAUGCACUUGCUCUAUGCAGGGCACUGGCUUUUCCUGCCCCAGCGGAGUCGGGGGCCACCCACCACAGAGGAAGGUUGUGACAGGCGACAUUCUGGUGGACAUUACUGGGCGCAACGUCUCAGAGUACUUGCUGUAUACGUCAGACCGCUUUCGGCUGCAUCGGUACGGAGCAAUGACCUUUGGCAAUCUCCUGAAAUCCAUACCAGCAUCCUUUGGGGCCAAAGCUCCUCCCAUGGUGCAGAAGAUUGCUGUUCGGAGAGCUGCCCAGGUUUAUUACAACAACAAGGGCUACCACAGCAUGCCUACGUACCUCAACACCCUCAACAAUGCCAUCCUCCGUGCCAACCUGCCCAAGACCAGGGGGAACCCUGCUGCCUAUGGUAUCACCCUGACCAACCACCCGAUGAACAAAACCAGUGCCAGCCUCUCCUUGGAUUACCUCCUGCAGGGCACCGACGUGGUUAUCGCCAUCUUCAUCAUUGUGGCCAUGUCCUUUGUGCCGGCCAGCUUCGUGGUCUUCCUGGUGGCAGAGAAGUCCACCAAAGCCAAGCACCUCCAGUUUGUGAGCGGCUGUGACCCAGUGAUCUACUGGCUGGCCAAUUACGUCUGGGACAUGUUGAAUUACCUGGUCCCAGCAACCUGCUGCAUUAUCAUCCUCUUUGUCUUUGACCUGCCAGCAUACACCUCGCCCACCAACUUUCCAGCUGUGCUCUCCCUCUUCCUGCUUUAUGGCUGGUCCAUCACCCCCAUCAUGUACCCAGCAUCCUUCUGGUUUGAGGUGCCCAGCUCAGCUUACGUCUUCCUAAUCGUCAUCAACCUGUUCAUUGGCAUCACUGCCACCGUGGCCACGUUCCUGCUGCAGCUUUUUGAGCACGACAAGGACCUGAAAGUAGUGAACAGCUACUUAAAAAGCUGCUUCCUGAUUUUCCCAAACUACAACCUGGGCCAUGGGCUGAUGGAGAUGGCCUAUAACGAAUACAUCAACGAAUACUAUGCUAAGAUUGGGCAAUUUGACAAAAUGAAGUCACCAUUCGAGUGGGACAUCGUGACCAGGGGCUUGGUUGCCAUGACGAUUGAAGGCUUUGUGGGCUUCUUCAUCACCAUCAUGUGCCAGUAUAAUUUCUUCCGGAAACCACAACGUCUUCCUGUGUCGAGCAAACCUGUUGAGGAUGAUGUGGAUGUAGCAAAUGAGCGCCAUCGAGUCUUGCGGGGAGAUGCUGACAACGACAUGCUGAAGAUCGAGAACCUCACCAAGGUGUACAAAUCCCGCAAGAUUGGACGCAUCCUGGCCGUGGACCGACUGUGUGUGGGCGUCCGCCCAGGAGAGUGUUUUGGCUUGCUGGGUGUCAAUGGGGCCGGGAAGACGACCACCUUCAAAAUGCUCACAGGGGACGAGAGCACAACUGGUGGCGAGGCCUUCAUCAAUGGACACAGCAUCUUGAAGGACAUUCUCCAGGUGCAGCAGAGCUUGGGCUACUGCCCGCAGUUUGAUGCUCUCUUUGAUGAGUUGACGGCGCAAGAGCACCUGGAGCUGUACACCCGACUGCGCGGCAUCCCAUGGAAGGAUGAGGAGCGGGUUGUGAAGUGGGCACUAAAGAAGCUGGAGUUGGCCAAAUAUGCUAACAAACCUGCCAGCACCUACAGUGGCGGCAACAAGAGGAAGCUAUCUACAGCCAUAGCCCUUAUUGGCUACCCAGCCUUCAUUUUCCUGGACGAACCAACCACUGGCAUGGAUCCAAAGGCCAGGCGUUUCCUGUGGAACCUUAUCCUGGACAUCAUCAAGACGGGCCGCUCAGUGGUUUUGACAUCACACAGCAUGGAAGAGUGUGAGGCCCUCUGCACGCGCUUGGCAAUCAUGGUGAACGGGCGCCUGAAGUGCCUGGGCAGCAUCCAGCACCUAAAGAACAGGUUUGGAGACGGCUACAUGAUCACGGUGCGGACCAAAUCCAGCCUGAAUGUCAAGGAGGUAGUGCGGUUCUUCAACAGGAACUUCCCAGAGGCUGUCCUCAAGGAGAGGCACCACACAAAGGUGCAGUACCAGCUGAAGUCAGAGCAGAUCUCGCUGGCUCAGGUCUUCAGCAAGAUGGAGCAAGUGGUGGACAUCUUGGGCAUUGAGGAUUAUUCCGUCAGUCAGACCACACUGGACAACGUGUUUGUGAACUUCGCUAAGAAGCAGAGUGACAACCUAGAGCAGCAGGAGACCAGCCCGGCCUGUUCAAUGGAAUCACCUCUCCAGCGCUUCCUGAACCUUCUGCGGCCCCGUGCAGCCCCAACUGAGCUGCGGGCCCUAGUGGUGGAGGAGCCCGAGGACUUGGAAACAGAUGACGAGGGCCUGAUCAGCUUUGAAGAGGAGCGGGCUCAGCUCUCCUUCAACACCGACACGCUCUGCUGAGGAGUGGAGAAGAUGCAACCCCCUCCCUCGGCUUUUGGAACCACCAUGGACUCCGCCUCCCCCCACCCCCUCCUUGACAUCUACCUUCCUUGGCCCUCCCCCACAACCUCCAUCGAACCUCUGUCUAGCGGUAGUCGACAACUGCAAGAGGCAGGUGGUGAGGGGGCCCACCACACAAGCAUCUGAUCUGGGCAACUUGCUCUGGGCGGUUCCGUGUUGGCGGCUGGCAAGACCUGCAGAAAAGGAACUGGCCCAGUUGUUGGGGGUGGGAAGACACACUGCCUGAGUUGUGUCUGCAAGGAGAGCAGGAGGGCUUGCGUAAGGGAGCGUUUUUCCAGAAGCAGGAGAAGAGAUGGAGACCCCCUGAGCCCAGAAGUUGUCAAUUGGGACAGAACUCUGGUGUGUGUUUUUUGGCAUGGGGGGUGUCGUUAAUGGAGGGGUGUUUCCUGACUCUGAAGCAGCCAGCUAAUUAAACAACUUGCCUCUGGGAUCUCUGAAGGAUGUUUUUCGAAGAGGGCUAGCUGUUGAGGGGAGAAGCUUCAUUCAUCAGAAUGGCACUCCAAAUAUGAGGGCUGUUUGGGUGGACUGUGAGGGCUGCUUUUUUGCAGGGCUUAUUUGUAGGGAAGACCCUCCUUCCCCCUCUUUCUUACUUUGUCACUUAACGUGGGACAAAAAAAAGGGAUUGGUGGCACCACUUGCUUCUUACAGAGCUGGCAAAUGCUGUUGAAUCAAGGGUGUGUGUGCACGGGAUCACACACUCCCUCUGUCUCUGCUCACUCUAACUUAGGCCUGGAUUCUUCUGGGUUUUUUUACAAAAUGGAUGAUGCUGCCGUGCUGCUCUCUGCAACACCCACCCGCCCGAAGCACCCAACUAAUACUGCUACUCCUCCUGGCUGAAAACCACCUAAAGCUUUCAAAGGCAGAAACCUCCAGUGUGGAGCUUUGCAUAGUUGAGUGCUGGGGGUGUGGAGAGAGGGCUUCUUCUCAGCUGAACUUGGGCCCUGGGUCCUUUGCUGGAAAUGCCCCUCUGCCUGCAGUUUUGUCUUGGGGUUUGUAGGGAGUCCUCUAGUGAACGUACUCUUGAGCUGAACCUGAGCUACACACUCAUUGUGGCAAUAGAGCACAGAAUGCAGGAAGUGUUGGACCAGCAAGUUUAGGAAGAGUUGCUGCUGGCUGUCCUCCCAGGUCUGGCCUCUCUCACAGUCACGACUUAUCAGUUGGAGUUUGCCUUUGAAGGAUUGCAGUCCAGCCAGCUGAGUGCUGCAUAUUCUCUGAGUAACCAAUCACACACACACACACACACACACACACACACACCCCAGCUCUCUGGUAGUGUGGGCCUUUUUAUCUUGGCCAGCUUCUUGUAGUCAAUCAUUUCUGGCCUGAUGCCCCUGGAAAGUUCACAGGCAAGGGCACAUUUGAAAUAGACUGCCCCAACCAUGGGGGCUUGGUUGAACCACCAUGUCUCAUAGCUAUUGUUUCCUGUCUCCUCCGUGAAUUAUUCAUGCCCAGUGAACCAUCACCGCACCCUGCCUACAGAGGGAGUGCAAGGUUCCCUUUAAUUAAAAUUUUGGCUUGGAAUAGCGGUUGACCAUACCAAAGAGGGUUGAAAUAGCAAAUUAUGCAGGCAAUAUUUUCCACCUCAUCCCUCGCCAUGUUUCAGUGGACUUUGAAGACUGAAAGUGGGCUUCAAAGCCCUCUUGAACAUGGCAAGGAAUGAGGCCUGCUGCAUCCCCAAAGGGGCAGAGUUCCACUGCUCUGGGGCCAACACUGAAAAGUCUCUUAUUACAGCUGGCAAUUCACCUGGUAAGUCUUUUUAACAUGUAGAUGCCUUAGCAAAAAAAGACAGGUAGACGACGCCUUAGCAAAAUCUCUAGAUUGAUAUAUAUAAAUAGGUUCAGGUAACAUCAGGGGAUGGGAAAGCUCCAUCUGUUCCUGAAACCCUGAAGGGCUUCAGGUCAGAGUAAGUACUAGGCUAGAGGGAUAACAUGGCAUAAGACACCUUCCUGUAAAACUCUUUUUAUUAAUAGUUUAGGCGAGCACUGGAAUAGAGCACACUGGGCUAUACUGACUUUACUAUAAAGGCACUUCAUUUCCUCCCCCAAAUGCUGCCCGGUGAGUCUUUACUCUCUUACACAUACACACACACACAAACACACACUGUCUUUCUGGUUGGAGUCUGAUGGCCAUCCUUUGGUACCUGACAGCUUGCUGGUUCCUUACUCAUUAUUCACACGCAUACACACGUGCAUCUGUCUCAUUUCACUGUCCUUUCAUUUUUGUCUGGUAGACAAUACUGGAGAAGAUGGAUGGACAGUUGGAUCUGGUUUAAGGCAGCUUCUUAUCCUGCACCCCCCCACCCCCCAAGCAGCUGAGCAGAAUUUGCCAAAUUGAGCCACUUGACACACGGGAUGUGUUGAUUUACAAACUGCAUUUUGAAAAAUCUGAGGAUUUGGGGCGUUGAUUUUUAUAAUUUAUUUUUAGUGUAUGUUGAGCAAGUGCAAGGUUUUUAUUUAUUUGUGUUAGGGUUUUGUGGAAGUGUGUGUGUGUGUGUGUACACAAUCUUGGCUAGAUUAAGGAGGGAAGGAAGAUCCAAGGAAAGGGGCCAACUGCAUGCAUGAGAGUUGGGAAGUGGGGCUUUUAUUGCAGGUUCCCAAAACCUGAGUAGUUUCAGCUGCUACAGCUCAGGCAGCUUUUGGUUAACAACCUGAUCCCUGGAAACUUCUGUUUUUGAGCUCUGCCAAGAAUGCACCUUGGAAGUCUGGAGCAAAACGUGAGACUUUCACCCACAUCCAUGAGGAGCAGGCGAACUGAGAGACUCCUCCGGAUCCAGCCCUGGGUGGGUCUGCGCUCCUGUGAUUCUUGCUCUCCGGUGCUCUGCCUUAACACUCUGGGCUAUCUUCUCUUUCAAGUCUCCCCCAGCCCCUUGACAUGUGCCACCUUUUCAUGUACUGUGCCUCACCGGGCAGGAGUCCUUCCCUUCAAUUGGUUUGCAUGGGAAGAACUGGCUGUUGGCGAGGGCCUUGCAAGAGCCUGUAUAUUGCAAGCAAAAAACAAAAAAACCCAACAAACCAGACAAACAAAAUGUGAAUAUAAUGUUUGUUUUAAUAAAAAUAUAAUAACCAA